Molecule: messenger RNA, 678 nt
Organism: Spea bombifrons (plains spadefoot toad)
Lineage: Eukaryota; Metazoa; Chordata; Amphibia; Anura; Pelobatidae
Product: gamma-crystallin 2-like
Exons: 3
Coding region: 1-582 (193 amino acids)
Biological process (GO): lens development in camera-type eye; visual perception
Molecular function (GO): structural constituent of eye lens
Source: RefSeq, a predicted model, not a curated record
AUGGGAAAGACCCUCUAUUGUGUUAAAAAUAUAAUUUUAUUUCAUUUACUUGGUGUAUCACAGAUCAUCUUCUAUGAAGAUAAGCACUUCAAAGGUCAAUCCUUUGAGUGCACUUCAGACCAACCUGAUCUCCCUUCUCACUUCAGUCACUGUAAAUCCAUUAAAGUAGACAAUGGAUGUUGGAUUGUCUAUGAACUCCCUGGUUACAGGGGAGAGCAGUACUUCCUGGAGAAUGGUGAAUAUCCUGACUUCCAAUGUUCAACUGGUCACAUGGACUUCAUUAGAUCAUGUCAUAUGGUACCUCACUUCAGUGGACCCCAUCGGCUAAAAGUCUAUGAAAGAGAUGAAUUUCGAGGCCAGAUGAUGGAGUUCACCGAAGAUUGUCCCUCUGUUUAUGAUCGUUUUCUUUAUCAAAAUAUCUAUUCCUGCAACAUAUUGUUAGGAUACUGGAUAUUCUAUGAACAGCCUUCCUACAAGGGCAAACAGUACUACCUGAAACCCGGAGAGUACAGGAGAUUCAAUGAUUGGGGUGCUUCAGAUGCCAGAGUGGGCUCUUUCAGAAGAAUAUUGGAUAUACAGUAAAUGUUACACAUGACAGUGAAACAAUGGGAUGACAAAGGCGUCAUUACUAGCUGCCAUAUAAAAUAAAAUAUGAAAUUGGGUGGUUUUGAUCAUCAA